AUGGGUUCAUACCACCAACCGCAAUGGUCUGGUUGGAGUUACCAAAACUCUGCCAGCCAGUACCCCAGAUACUCUCAGCAGCUACCUAGCUAUGCUGCCUACCUCCCUGAAUCAAUGGAGCUUUACAACGCUCAUCAGGGUCACCUUCUACAUCAUCACCAAAUGUCUAGAACAACUGAGACAAAGCCUCGACUCUCUAAAGAAGAGGUCGAUAUCCUCGAGGCUGAGUUCCAAAAGAACCACAAGCCUAACAGCACUACCAAGAAGGCAUUGGCUGAGUCGAUGAGGGUUGACAAUGCCCGCAUAAACAACUGGUUCCAAAACCGACGAGCACGGGAGAAGAAGGAGAAGAACAUUCGCGAGUAUGCUGCCAAGCAAAGAUUGGACAAAGACACAACUGCCGUCGAUGGUAUUAUUCAUUCAGACGUUGAAAUCUUUUCUGAACGCGUCGUUUCCAGCGCUCCUUUUCCAGCUCCUCGCCUUCGCAACAAUCGAUCGACAGAUGUGUCGAGCCCAGAGCAUGAAAGCGAGAAUGAAGCCAGCCAAUCUGACUUUGGUGCUGGUUCAUCUCCAAGCCUAUCCAGCCAACCAACACCCGAGCCUCUAUCCGCGUCUACCAAUGCAUCUUCGUCAUGUUAUGGUCAGUAUCCUCAACUGAUUGUUCCAAACGGGGAGGAUGAGCCCACUCCUUCCCUACCCCAGCAGUGCUUCCCUCGACUAUCCACAUCGCCUAUCCAGGAGCAGUACGUGUACUCUAGCAACAACCUCACUGUUGAACAUACUGGUCAGUCUUCAAUGUUGAAGCCUUCCCCCUCCAUGGAUAUUGCCUCUCGCCGAAACAAACGCCCCCCUCAACUUGCGAUCAACGCCUCUCGCAGUUACUCAGCAAGUGGUCCUAGGACCGGGAUUGAUGUGGGAAGAAGGGCAGACGUUGGACAUUCCAUGCGCCGUGUUGCUUCUGCUACUGGAAUAGGCCGCAUCAGCAAGCCCAUGAGUGGUCCUCGAAGCCCGUACUUUGAGAGAAACCCCGAGGCUUUAUUGCAACUCAACCGAUCUCCCAACUUUGCGACGACAACAACAAUUGCACCGCCGACACCCAACACACCUGUCGUUGUAAACCACCAAGCCUUGUGCGAGGCUACCCCAGCUAGCACAGUGGGGUAUGAAGAGAAGUACCCAAUGGACCUUGCUAUUCACGACCCGACCCUUCGAACUCCGCCUACUACACCUGGUGUCAUGGACCACUUAUACAACAACGGAUCUGUGUACCAAGUUGCCGUGUCUGACGAGCCUCUGGUAACACCAGGACUGGGACCCUACCCCAACGAGUUCGAGGUCCCUGGCGCAUCAAACCAAGUUCCUAACUACCUUUCGCAUGGAGGCUCUAGCCAACCCCAAACCCCAUCAUACGGUGCCGCAAUGGGACCUAGCUACUUUGGCUUUGCUGGUGGCAAUGCUGAGUACAACUGGUCUGAUGACGCUUCAAUAUCAGCACACUCAUCACCUGGACAGAACCAGCAGAAUGUCAACUUUAUGAACAUGACACCCUCGAGCUUCACAUACUCUGACAAAUAA
Molecule: messenger RNA, 1575 nt
Organism: Fusarium sp. VM40
Lineage: Eukaryota; Fungi; Ascomycota; Sordariomycetes; Hypocreales; Nectriaceae
Source: the annotation of a GenBank genome assembly